This is a messenger RNA of Oikopleura dioica, 435 nucleotides long. The record is from the annotation of a GenBank genome assembly. NCBI's taxonomy places the organism in Eukaryota, Metazoa, Chordata, Appendicularia, Copelata, Oikopleuridae.
AUGGUGAUGGUAGACAGGUAUUUAAUUUUUCCACCAGUGGAAAACUCUCGGCAGGAGCCGGCGAAGCGACCAAAAUCAGUAGAGAAUCAACAGGCUGCGCAGACAAGUUAUUCCGCAGAGUUCACCCAGAAACCAUACAGUAGACGAGAAUCGGUACGCGGCGAGAUCGGUCGCCGCAACAAACCCCAGUCCGCAAAAACAGGCACUUCACACAUUUUCCCACUGAAAAGAGAACCCGUUUGCCAAGUGAACUCGUCGCUCACGCACCUGCCAAAUAUGAGCGAACCCAAAACUACUUCUAACUACAGAGACUUUUAUCAGGACAAGCCGAUGACAACAAUACCAAGCCGUAGAAAACUAGUAUCAAGGAAUCCUAUAGUCUCCAAAGAAGAUAAUGAGCACGACAAACGCAUCAUCAUUUUGACAAGGAUAUAA